This is a messenger RNA of Cyclocybe aegerita, 342 nucleotides long. The record is from the annotation of a GenBank genome assembly. NCBI's taxonomy places the organism in Eukaryota, Fungi, Basidiomycota, Agaricomycetes, Agaricales, Hemipholiotaceae.
AUGUCCACCGUAGAGCCGGCAGAAAUAUCAGGGGCAGUGGAAAAGACUCAAGCCAGGACAAACCCGCCUGGAUCUCCGGACGAUAAGCAUCCUCCUACCGCAGAGGUUGACGUUGAUCGCGUAUCAAGCCUCUCAGAAGACCAGGACAGCUCCGAAGCGGAGAGUUCGGAUGAUCCAGAUAUGCCUGUGUGGACGGGGGGAAAAUGGAGAGCACAAAUUAAGAGCAAAGUUGUAGGGAACAAGGAACCCAAGAAGGAGCCUAAAGCCAAGGAGCCCAAGACAAGUGACCCAAAAAAGACGGCCAACGAUCCUAAGAAGUCUUCCUCUAGCUCCGGGAGAUAG